Molecule: messenger RNA, 5736 nt
Organism: Verticillium alfalfae VaMs.102
Lineage: Eukaryota; Fungi; Ascomycota; Sordariomycetes; Glomerellales; Plectosphaerellaceae
Product: phenolpthiocerol synthesis polyketide synthase ppsA
Exons: 10
Coding region: 1-5736 (1911 amino acids)
Biological process (GO): secondary metabolite biosynthetic process; fatty acid biosynthetic process
Molecular function (GO): phosphopantetheine binding; fatty acid synthase activity
Source: RefSeq, a predicted model, not a curated record
AUGCGACAAGUUUUGGAGCUUUUCAUCUACCAAGGCUAUCGUGGCAAGUCUUCCGUGGUUGUAGAGGCCUCUGGGGUCUGUACUGGAGCUUUGGCUGCUAUCCUGGCCUCCGCAUUCACGUCGUAUGAUUCUGCAGAGUUUGUCAGCGCUGCAGUCAGCGGUUUCAGAGUGUCCUUCUGGAUUGGACUUCGAGCUUCUCUUCACUGCAGGGCAGUCAUGGGGCCUGACUGGGAAGCGAACUCUUGUGUUUUAAGCAUCUUCAAAACGCGAAACCCGCAGGUUGAAAACUGCUUGUCCGAGCUCAACUCGACUCUUGACGCAUCGGACAUGCCGCUGAGACUCUCUGCAAUCUUUGAUGAAGAUUCAGUAUCAGUGACUGGACCAGGACGCAGCCUGGAGACGCUCAAGUCCACCAUAGCUUCACUUCCAGAGCCGGGCACAUGUCGUUGGGCGCACGUGCACGGCUUUUAUCACGGCGGUGAUAACAUGAAGCUGGUAUCAGAUCAAGUCAAGAAUGACAUCCACGGCAUCGAGUUCCCCGACUGGUCUGUACUCCAUGCUUCGCUGAGAUCCACGGCCACAGGGCAAAAAUUCCAAGCAAACGACAAGAGUGUAUCACUGCUCAGAAUGGCUGUUGAAAACAUCUUUUGCGACUCUGUUAACUGGAAGCUCACCUGGGAGACAGCUACGGCGGACUAUGCCGAGAAAAUCCGCCAUGACACGAAUGCUACAAUUCGAGUCAUCGGAAUAGGGCCCUCUGCCAAGUCUUUGCUGGGCGUAAACAAGGAUAAGAUCCGUGAUACUGGAAUACAAGUCAUCGGGCAUUUGUCAGAGGAGAUAGACAUGUUUGUGGGCGAUGACAUUGCCAUUGUCGGUGUAUCUGCCAACUUUCCUGGAGAAAAGGGGCUUGAUGGGUUCUGGAAUACCAUCAACAACGCCCGAAGUUGCGCUACCGAGAUCCCAGGCUCUAGGUUCAAGGUCUCCGACUAUCACCAGCCCAAUAGCGGAAGCCUCGAUAGUCCCCGACAGAUGGGUUCCAAGCACGGCAACUUCCUCGACAAUCCUUUCACCUUCGACACGGAGUAUUUCAACAUAUCUCCAAGAGAGGCCAAGUCUAUGGACCCGCAGCAGCGUCUCCUGCUGCAUGCUGCUGUUGAAGCCCUAGAUGAUGCUGGAUAUUCGCCUGGAGCUACCCCCAGUUUCCAGCAAGCCUCCUUUGGGGUUUACGUUGGCGCAGCUACAGGUGACUAUGUCGACAAUCUUAGAGAUGAAAUCGACGUCUACUACAGCCCAGGAACGUUACGAGCAUUUAUGAGCGGUCGCAUCUCAGCUCACUUUUUGAGCCCCACCGGCCAGUGUAAGCCCUUCGACGCUGAGGCAGACGGUUAUUGCCGAGCAGAAGGUUGUGCUUUGGUCGUUCUUAAGAAACUAUCUCAAGCCCGGGCAGAAGGAGAUCAAGUCUAUGGCAUCAUUCGAAGCAUCGGCGUCAACCAGUGCGGAACUGCGAAGUCCAUAACGCACCCAGAUUACAAAACGCAGGCUGAGCUCUUCUCGCAAACUCUCCAUCGAAGUAGGCUGAGCUCCGCAAGCAUCGACGUCGUUGAAGCGCAUGGUACAGGCACACAAGCUGGCGACUUUGCCGAGGUGUCAAGUUUAUCCUCCGUUUUCAAAGGACGUCCAGCAGACAAUCCGCUGCAUCUGGGUUCUGUCAAGGGAAACAUCGGCCACGUCGAGGCCGCGUCAGGCAUCGCUGGCCUCAUCAAGCUUCUCCUUAUGAUGAAGCAUGAAACUAUUCCUGGACAGGGAUCCUUCCAGACUUUGAAUCCCAGACUGACUCCCCUAGCCAACGAGCACAAUUUUGUAGUCCCAAACAGCCCCCGCAAGUGGACAAGGACCAAGGGUCACCCUAGACGAGCGCUCCUUAACAAUUUCGGCGCUGCUGGUUCAAACGCCGCCUUAAUUCUUGAGGAAGCCCCUCGCGAAGUCUCGUCCACCAGGAUACAGACAACGGCUGCGUCCCCGCAACGAAUUGUUUCAAAACCGUCGAAAACAGUGUUCGUAUUCGCAGGUCAAGGCGGUGCCCACGAAGGCAUGAGUGCCGAGCUUCUGCGCACAUCUUCAGUCUUUCGGAAUGCCGUACGGGAAUGUGAUACCAUCUUGCGGCGGCAUGAAUUUCCAACAGUCGAAUCCUACCUGGACCCGACACCUUCUGCAUUCAGCCAUGGUUCUUUGCACGAAAGGGAUGGUAUCAUCUUGGUCCAGUGCGCAUGCUUCGUAUUGCAGUAUGCGUUGACACAGCUCCUGCGGAGCUUUGGGUUGACCCCCGACCUAGUUUUGGGUCAUAGUAUUGGAGAGUAUGCCGCACUCGUCACUGCAGAGGUCCUUGGGCUAAAAGAUGCCUUGCUGUUUGUUGCUCGGAGAGCAGAACUGAUGGUAAACCACUGCGAGGCAGGGGAGUCUGGCAUGCUGGCAUGUCGAAUGUCUCCUCCGGAUGCCUCACGAUUUCUUGAUAAAAGAUUCGCUGCAUCGACUGACGACUUAGUCGUGGCAUGCCGCAACAGCCCAGAGGACUGCGUUAUUGCCGGUCCCACCGCACGCCUCGUUCAAGUUUCUGAGGUGUUAAAGGCCGAAGGUGUUAAAAACAAGCUGCUGAAUGUUUCCUAUGGGUUCCAUUCACCAGUCAUGAAUGCGAUAACGCCCAGUCUGAGGAAUGUUGCCUCAUCCAUGGCCAUCUGCCGGCCAAGCAUACAGGUUGGCUCCAGCGUUCUCGGACAGCUGAUACAAGGACACGAGAUCCUUAAACCUGACUAUUUUGUCAACCAGACAAGCCAGCCAGUCUUGUUCAUGGAGCUUCUGGCAGAUAUUCAGUCCAACAAUUCACAAACGACUCUGCAGGUGAUCGAAAUUGGACCAUCGACAUCAACAAGUUCCAUGUUGAAGUCUUCUUUCACGCAAAUUCCAUAUUCGUACUCGCCAUCACUGCGACCAUCCGAGUCCCCUUGGAAAACGAUCACAUCCGCACUUCAAGGCCUUUACCAGUCAGGGCGAGACCUCAACUGGAAUGCAGUUUUCAGAGACGAGUCACCACGCUUUUUGAAGGAGGUACCGUGCCAGGUUCUCGAUGGCAAAGAGUAUGUGGUUCGAUAUCAUGAGCCAAUGUCCACAAACAAGCCUGCUAAGGACGUGGAUUCCGACUUGUCCUCAAUUGGCUUCGAAUUGUUGGCCUCAUCUACCAUGACCGCUCUCAAAGAUGGGUCAAGCAUUUUCCAUGUUCCGAUUGCUAGGUUCUCGAAACUCAUCGAGGCACAUGCUGUUGGCGGCGUCCCGCUCUGCCCAGCAUCUGUCUACCUCGAACUGGCCUUAGAGGCGCUUUCAGUGACCAAUACCACCUUCAACAUCCCGAGAUGGUACUCAGUUCAUGAUGUCUGCUUCGAACACCCUUUGGUGUUCUCAAAGGUAAGGUCAGACGUUGUGGAAGUUAACGUACAGUCGAUCGGGCAAAUCGCUUCACUUGGAUCAUCCCGUUUCUCCAUUUUGAAUCGCGACCAUGGCCACCUCAACUGUUCCGGUUCCAUCUCCCCCAUGGCUGAGCAGGUCAUCGAAGAGCUCUUCAUGUUGAAGAGUGCGUACGUCAGGAAGCAAAAGGCCAUUUUAUUCCAGCUCGCAACUUCCAAUACCCUGGAGACGUUUUCUGCUCGAACAAUCUACGAUGUCAUCUUUCCUCGCGUUGUAUCAUAUUCGGAGCCAUUUCGGACCCUUAAACAUCUUACAAUCAGCUCCUUUGGUUUGGAAGGCUACGGCACGUUCCAGCUCCCCGAUACUCCGCAGUCUGGCAAAUUCGUCUCCCCACCCCCGUUCGUGGACACCUUGCUCCAUGCAGCCGGGUUUAUUGCGAACGCCAGAACGGAUGUCAAAACAGCAUGUAUAUGUGUGAGCCUCGGCCGCAUCGUGCUUCCGGACAUGUCGAAACUUCAACCAGGUGGCCAAUUGGACAUCUACUGCAGCCUACUCGACGUGGGCGACAGCAUUCUAGCAGAUGCAUAUGUUCUCGAUCAAAACGGCCAUAUUGUUUCAUUUGCGGAAGGAAUGCGCUUCAAGAAGAUCCGCCUCAGCUCUUUUCAAGCUGUCUUGUCCCGCGCAACGCAAACAGAAGGCAAAAAUGGAACCGAGUCGUUGCUCAAGCAGGUUGAGGGACUGCUUAGGAAUCCGAAGCCACAAAACAGCUCACGGUUGCAGGUAGAGGUACCCCCGACGCCGUCUGAAUCUAUGGCAGAGGUCGUGAAACACAUGAUUCAGUCUGUGUGCGGCGUCUCUUUGCAUUCAUCUUCUAGUCGAACGUUGACCGAGCUGGGUAUUGACAGCUUACUAUUUAUUGAGCUGUCACAGGCCAUUGCGUCGCGUUUCCCAAAUCUCGUUGUGUCAACGGGCGAGAUAGAGAGAUGCCAGACUGUGAACGACCUGAUUCAGCUACUGGCCAAGGCUCAAGGACAUGAUGAUGUUUCCAUGGCUCUGCCACCCUCAGUAUUAUCUGGUCGGCUGGUGCCUGAGGGCAACAACCUGCCCUCACCACCAACAGAGCCUGUGGGAACCGAUGUUGCGUCCAAAGUUCGGGAUCUGUUCAUGGAUAUAUGUGGGAGGUCCAUCACCGCUGACGACAAGGACGCAAGUCUUGCUUCCCUUGGGGUGGACUCCUUGCUCUCCAUCGAGCUCGUUCACGAACUCCGCCAUCGAUUCAGGUUGGAUCUUGAGGCGCUACAGUCCACCAUCUCAAAUAUGAGCAUCAACAACAUUGAGGCUCUCUACACUGCCAACAUUGCAUCUUCGAGUAAUAAUUUCCAACAUUCUGGCGAAAUCCUUGUGUCUUUACCUGGCCAGUCCUGCGACCUCGCCGAGCCAGAACUGCUCCUCCGAGAGGCAAACGAUGAACGAGGUGCCACCGACUUCUUCUCACAUCUCAUCCCAUCAACCUUCCCUCAGAUUUUGCAAACCAGCAACUCCGACAUAGCACCCUAUAAGCCAUCUCUCUACUUGUUUCACGAUGGCAGCGGAUUAUCGAGCAUGUAUACUCGCGUGAAGCCCCUUGGACGGUCUGUGCGAGGCAUCUUCAGUCCCGAUAUCCCUGCCAUUGACCCUACGAUUCAGUCCAUGCAAGAGCUGGCAUCCCGAUACAUUAUGCAAGCAAAUUUGAUGUCUGAGAAGAGACCAAUUCUCUGUGGCUGGUCGUUCGGUGGCGUGCUCGCGCUUGAGGUCUCCCACCAACUACAACAGCGUGGAAACUCGCCAAGAGGCAUUAUUCUCAUCGAUUCUCCCUUGCCAGUUGAGCAUGAGUCCCUGCCAGGGGAGAUCAUUUCCCGUGUCGUCAGGAAACUUCCGAGCCUGCACGAAUCAGAGGCCGCAGCAAAAGUGCGAUCUUGCGUCGAGGCCCAAUUCCGUCGUCAUGCAGGUCUUUUGGAGAGAUACAGCCCUCUACCUCUUAGAGGUGAUGUUCCUUGCGUUUCAAUUGUCUGCAAGAAGACAAUCGAUACCCGAGCGCUUUGCGGCGUUUCGUACCCCUGGCUCUCCGACGUUGGCUUUCGAGCCGCGCAAUUAAAAGGCUGGGAGAGACUCCUUGGCCGGGAAAUCCCUGUUUUAGAGAUUGACUGCAACCAUUUUGAGGUGUUUGACGCGCGGAAUAUUGAUGAGAUCUCCUUACGACUAGAGAAAGCGUGUGCGAUACUGGACGGAGUUGAAGAAUAG